Messenger RNA from Diabrotica balteata, 5498 nucleotides. Lineage: Eukaryota; Metazoa; Arthropoda; Insecta; Coleoptera; Chrysomelidae. The record is from the annotation of a GenBank genome assembly.
AUGGCAGACUUCAUAGAUUCUGAAGCAGAAGAAAGUAGUGAGGAGGAAGAAUUAGAUCACAGGGAUCGUAAAAAAGCCCAGAAAGCCAAAGUUGUAGAUAGUUCAGAUGAAGAUGAUGAAGAUGAUGACGAAAGACUGAGAGAGGAAUUAAAGGAUUUGAUUGAUGAUAAUCCUAUUGAAGAAAGUGAUGCUGAGUCUGAUGCUUCAGGAAGGGAAAAACGUAAGAAAUCUGAUGACGAGGAUUUAGAUGAUCGACUGGAAGAUGAAGAUUAUGAUUUGCUUGAAGAAAAUUUGGGUGUUAAAGUUGAAAGAAGGAAAUUCAAGCGACUGCGGCGGUUUGAAGAUGAGGAGAGUGAAGGAGAAGAAGAACAUGAUCCCGAACAAGACAGGGAACAAAUUGCUAUGGAUAUAUUUUCAGAUGAUGAUAGAGAUGACCAACAAAAAAAGGACGAUGAAAGACGAUCGGAACGGAGUCACAGACCUGCCGUCGAACAAGACAAUUAUGGUGUAGGCGAAGAAGAAGAGGAAGGCGAGUACUCGGAUGCCGAUGACUUUAUAGUUGACGAUGACGGCAGACCCAUAGCCGAAAAGAAGAAGAAAAAGAAACCGAUAUUUACUGAUGCUGCUCUCCAAGAGGCUCAAGAAACCUUCGGUGUCGAUUUUGAUUAUGAUGAAUUUAGUAAAUACGAUGAAGAUGAUUAUGAAGAUGAAGAGGAGGAGGAUGACGAAUACGAGGAAGAUGAUGUGGAGAAAAGGAAACGGCCUAAAAAGACUUCAAAGAAAAAGCCGACGAAGAAAUCCAUUUUUGAAGUGUAUGAACCAAGUGAACUUAAAAGAGGUUUCUUUACCGAUCUCGAUAAUGAAAUCCGUAACACUGAUAUUCCCGAAAGAAUGCAACUUCGUGAUGUUCCGAUCACCGCCGUUCCUGACGACUCAACUGAACUUGAUGAUGAAGCAGAAUGGAUUUACAGGCAAGCAUUUUGCAACAGAACCGUUUCCAAUGUGGAUUCACAUUUAUCAUCAGAGGCAAGAGAGAAAUUGAAGAAGACUCCUCAUACCAUCGGAAAGAUCAGAAAAGCGUUAGAUUUUAUCAGAAAUCAACAAUUAGAAGUACCAUUUAUUGCUUUUUAUAGAAAGGAGUACGUUCAACCAGAACUUAAUAUUAACGAUUUGUGGAAAGUAUAUAAAUACGAUGCAAAGUGGUAUGCCCAUCUGAAAACACGGCAAAGGAAAAAACCUCUUAAAGCUUUUUGAAAAAAUGAUGUCGUAUCAAACUGACAACCGUAAUGAAAGAUCCAGAUGCACCAAUUCCAGACAACCUUCGUAUUAUGACUGAGUCCGACAUUGAGCGAUUGAAAAAUGUGCAGACCGCCGAAGAGUUGAAUGACGUUCACAAUCAUUUCAUUUUGUAUUACGCUGCAGAUUUGCCAGCCAUGCAUGCCGCGUGGAGAAUCAAAGAAAAAGAAAGGAGAAGACAGGAAAGAAAGGAGGCUAGACUUAAGCUAAUCGCUGAAAGUGAAGAAGGAGCUGAAAUUCCUGAAGAGCCUGAAGAAAUCGAUGAUGACGAACCUGAAACUGAAACCUUAAAAUACGCCAAUAGAUCAGGCAGCUAUGCACUGUGCAGUAAAGGAGGUUUGGGCCCGCUAGCGAAGAAAUUCGGUUUAACACCUGAACAAUUCGCCGAAAACCUGAGAGAUAAUUAUCAAAGGCACGAAGUAGAUCAAGAACAUAUAGAACCUGUAGAAGUAGCUAAAGAAUUCGUGUCGCCGAAAUUUUCUACAGUGGAAGAAGUGUUACAAGCUGCUAAACACAUGGUAGCUUUACAAAUAGCAAGGGAACCGUUAGUAAGGAAAUGUGUCAGAGAAAUUUUCUUUGAACGUGCUAGAUUAAGCGUUUAUCCAACCAAAAAGGGUGUGAAAGUUAUAGAUGAAGCUCAUAAUUGCUAUAGUAUGAAAUAUUUAAAAAAUAAACCAGUAAGAGAUCUUGCAGGCGACCAAUUUUUAAAAUUAUGUUUAGCCGAAGAGGAGAACCUACUUACUAUUACCAUCAAUGACCAUAUUCAGGGAAACACUACUAAUAAUUACAUCGAUGAAGUCAAACAAUUAUAUAUAAAGGAUGAAUUCAGCAAACACGUUCAGGACUGGAAUGCGCUGAGAAUGGAAUCGGUAGAAAGAGCUUUAACGAAAAGUGUCUUGCCGGAUUUAAGAUCUGAAUUAAAACGAACGUUGAUCACAGAGGCUAAAGAAUUCGUGUUGAAAGCUUGCUGUAGAAAAUUAUAUAAUUGGAUAAAGAUUGCUCCGUACGCAAUAAAAUUUCCCGAUGAAGACGAAGAUGACUGGGAUACAUCCAAAGGUGUCAGAAGUAUGGGUGUGGCAUACGUACCAGAGCAUACAGUAUCAGCUUUUACCUGUAUUUCAGCACCAGACGGAGAUAUAACUGAUUAUCUCAGAUUACCAAAUAUUCUAAAAAGAAAAAACAGCUUUCGAACUGAUGAAAAACUUAUGAAGGAAGCUGAUCUUCAAUCACUGAAAAAUUUCAUAUACCUCAAAAAGCCUCAUGUGAUAGCAGUAGGAGGUGAGUCCAGAGAAGCCUUAAUGAUCGCUGAUGAUAUCAGAGGAGUAAUAAAUGAACUGAUAGAAUCCGACCAAUUUCCACAGAUUAGGGUUGAAAUUAUUGAUAAUGAAUUAGCAAAAGUGUACGCAAAUUCCAUUAAGGGGACGACUGAUUUCAGAGAUUAUCCGGAGUUAUUGAGGCAAGCUAUUUCAUUAGCUCGAAGAAUGCAAGAUCCUUUGGUUGAAUUUUCGCAAUUAUGUAACAGCGAUGAGGAGAUUUUGAGUCUUAGGUUUCAUCCUUUACAGGAACAAGUCCAAAAAGAAGAACUACUAGAAGCUCUCUGUUUAGAAUUUGUCAACAGAACAAAUGAAGUAGGCGUAGAUAUAAACCUUGCCGUUCAGCAAAUUCAUAAAAGUAGUUUAGUUCAAUUUAUAUGCGGUCUAGGACCGCGUAAAGGUCAAGCGUUACUUAAAGUUCUGAAACAAACUAAUCAGAGGCUUGAAAACAGAACUCAAUUGGUUACAUUUUGUCAUAUGGGCCCGAAAGUUUUUAUUAAUUGUUCUGGAUUCAUAAAGAUCGAUACUAAUAGUUUAGGAGACAGUACUGAGGCAUAUGUUGAAAUAUUGGAUGGCUCUCGAGUUCAUCCUGAAACGUACGAAUGGGCACGGAAAAUGGCUGUGGAUGCUUUAGAAUAUGACGAUGACGAGGGAGCUAAUCCUGCGGGCGCUUUAGAGGAAAUUCUCGAGGCGCCAGAGAGGUUAAAAGAUCUUGACUUGGAUGCCUUUGCGGAGGAAUUGGAACGACAAGGAUUUGGAAACAAGAGUAUAACAUUGUACGACAUUAGAGCAGAACUGAACUCGCGAUAUAAAGAUUUGAGACAGCCUUUUCGUUCUGCAAAUCCUGAAGAACUAUUCGAUAUGCUUACUAAAGAAACCCCCGAAACAUUUUAUAUUGGAAAAAUGGUUACAUCUACCGUGUUUGGCAUUGCAAGGAAAAAACCAAAACCGGACCAGCUCGAUCAAGCUAACCCGGUCCGUAAUGACGAAACUGGUUUGUGGCAGUGCCCCUUCUGUUUGAAAAAUGAUUUUCCUGAAUUAUCCGAUGUAUGGAAUCAUUUUGAUGCAGGCGCAUGUCCUGGUCAAGCUACUGGAGUUAAACUAAGACUGGAUAAUGGUAUUUUAGGUUAUAUUUAUAUAAAAAAUAUAAGCGACAAACCAGUCGCUAAUCCUGAAGAAAGAGUAGGCAUAGGACAAUUAAUUCACUGUAGAAUAAUAAAAAUAGACGUAGAGAAGUUUAGUGUUGAUUGCACAUCGAAAUCUAGCGAUCUUGCAGAUAAAAAUCAUGAAUGGAGACCUCAGCGAGAUCCUCAUUAUGAUCAAGAACGUGAAGAUAAAGACAAUCGAACGGAAGCCGAGAAGAAGAAGGAGAAACAGCGUAUGACGUACAUUAAGAGGGUUAUUGUUCAUCCGGCUUUCCACAACAUAUCUUACGCCGAAGCCGAGAAAUGUAUGGUUAAUAUGGACCAGGGUGAAGUUAUCAUUAGGCCUUCGAGUAAGGGUGCGGAUCAUUUGACCAUUACUUGGAAAGUGACGGAUGGAAUCUAUCAACAUAUUGAUAUUAAGGAACAAGGAAAAGUUAACGCUUUUUCUUUAGGAAAAUCAUUAUGGAUUGGAAAUGAAGAAUUUGAAGAUCUUGAUGAAAUAAUAGCUAGACACGUUACACCAAUGGCAGCGCAUGCUAGAGAUUUAUUGUAUUUUAGAUAUUACAAAGAUUUCGCAGGUGGUCAUAAAGAUAAGGCUGAAGAAUAUCUUAAGGAUGAAAAAAAGAAAAAUGCUUCUAAAAUUCAUUAUGUAGUUAGUGCGGCUAAGAAUAUACCUGGUAAAUUUCUUCUUUCGUAUCUUCCACGAAACAAAGUUAGACACGAAUAUGUAACGGUUACUCCAGAAGGCUUCCGGUUUAGACAACAAAUGUUUGAUUCCGUUGGUUCGUUGUUUAAAUGGUUCAAAGAACAUUUCCGGGAGCCUCCGCCAGGUGGUGCAACGCCGGGUAGUACGCCAAGGUUGGCCUCAAGCCGAACUGGAUAUGGAACUGCCACACCUGCGUUUAGUAUGAAUAAUGAAGCUAUUCAAAGAGUUGCUCAAAAUUUGCCAAGUCAUGUAGUUCAAGCGUUAUCUGCUGCCACCAAUCAAACUCCACAUUAUCCCCACACUCCUGGUUACGGAGGCAAUUAUAUUAAUACGCCUUACACUCCAAGUGGUCAAACUCCAUACAUGACUCCGUACCAUACACCGCACACUCAGCAAACCCCCCGCUAUGGUCAUCAAACGCCCUCCCAACACAUGGCGAGCUCAGCACCACAAGGUCUCAACAAUCCCUUUUUACAUCCUGGCGCUGUAACGCCUUCUCAACGAACUCCUAGUUAUCGCAACCAUCCCGCACAAUCUCCAAUGCUUCCUACAAGUCCUGUACCGAGUCCAGGUUCCCAGAGUUCAUACAGUAGUCAUUUAAGUCAUAAUCAGCGAAGUUCAAGUUAUGCUGAGUCAUUGAGAUUCCAGCCACCCGAAUCACCGAGAAGCUCAGUAAGUAAUAGAAGCUUUCAUUCUGAUAGAUACGGCGGUGACAGGUAUGGUAAAGGAGGUCAUGGAGGAAGAUAUGGCGGAAGCUCAAAUGAAGAUAGAUAUGGAAAGGGAGGAAAUGAAAAUACGGAUUGGCAGAAAGCUGCAGAAGCGUGGGCUCGAUCUAGAUCUACUCCGCGAAGUGAUAGCCGCAAUACUCCAAGAUCUGUAGGUCAACGAACUCCUAGAUACGACAACGAUGCCGAACGUUCUAGAAUGAAACACCUCAGCAAGAGCCCGAGGUCUGUCAGGUCUACUCCUCGAACCAAUACAUCUCCACAUUCUAUGUCCUUAGGUGAUGCUACCCCUCUGUAUGACGAAAGUAUCUAA